This is a messenger RNA of Camellia sinensis, 2271 nucleotides long. NCBI's taxonomy places the organism in Eukaryota, Viridiplantae, Streptophyta, Magnoliopsida, Ericales, Theaceae. The record is from RefSeq and is a predicted model, not a curated record.
AUGGAGAUCAAGAUCGACGAAGAUGGUCUCUGUUAUGAAGAUUGUGGGGAUUUUGUUGUGUGUAGUGGUGAAGAUGAAGGAUUUUUAAUUAUCCCUGCUGCCACUUCUACGGCAAAUAAUGAGACAGAUAGAUUUGCAUUGCUGGCCUUCAAGUCUGCAAUAAUUCAAGACCCAUUUGGUGCCCUCUCUUCCUGGAAUCAUUCAAUCCACUACUGCCAGUGGAACGGCAUUUUGUGUAGUCGUCGGCACCCUGAUAGAGUUAUUGUGCUAACUCUAAUGUCCCAAGGCCUGGUUGGAUCGCUCUCACCUCAUAUAGGAAACCUCUCCUUCCUCAAAAGUAUCGAUCUUGAAAACAAUAGCUUCCACGGCCCAAUCCCACAGGAGAUGGGUCGUUUGUUUAGGCUACAAAAAAUAGAAUUCAGCAACAAUUCGUUUGGAGGUGGAAUACCCAACAACCUUUCCCGCUGCUCAAAACUUGAAUGGCUGAGCUUGAUUCACAACAACCUAACGGGAAACAUCCCAACUGAGUUGGGCUCUUUGUCAAGGCUUGCAAUUUUAGGCUUGAGUAGAAACAAGAUUUCAGGAACCAUCCCUCCUUCCUUCGGAAACUUCUCAUAUCUUUCCACACUCUCUUUAUGGGAUUGCAAUUUGCAUGGGGAGAUCCCGGCAGAAAUUGAUAACCUUCGAGGCCUGAUAUCUGUCCAGUUAGCACUGAAUAACCUGUCUGGCAAGGUUCCAUCUGGCCUUUACAAUAUCUCCACCAUCAUUUCGUUAUCAGUAGGUAAUAACCAACUUGAAGGAAAUAUUCCUCCUGAUAUAAGCUCCACCCUUCCUAAUCUUAAGUUUCUUAAUUUUGCGACCAAUUCGUUUACUGGAACACUUCCUACUUCACUGUCAAACGCUUCGGAGCUUGAACUGAUACUCUUCUCUACCAAUUACUUCAGUGGGACAAUGCCGAGAGAUCUUGGAAAACUUCUGGAUCUUAGAAUUAUACAUGUUUAUCAAAAUCGGUUGCAAGAUGACCUCACUUUUAUUUCGUCUCUAACGAAUUGCACCAGUUUACAAAGGAUUGAUGUGGGUGACAAUCUCUUUAGAGGUUCAUUGCCUGACUCCAUAGCUAAUCUUUCCACUUACCUUUACUGGAUGAAUUUGCAGAUUAAUCAAAUACAUGGAAGCAUUCCUUCAGGCAUUGGGAACCUCGUCAACCUCACUCAGUUAACUAUGGCAGGAAAUAAUCUUGCUGGCCCUAUUCCAUCCUCCAUCGGCAGACUUCAAAAGUUGCAUGCUCUGUACUUAGGCUUCAACAAAUUCACAGACCUUCCAUCUUCGCUUGGUAAUUUGACUUUGUUGAUUACUCUCACCUUGAAACAAAACAACAUCCAUGGAACCAUACCUCCGAGUUUGGGCAAUUGUCAUAGCUUGUUGGAAUUAGUCCUUUCUCAAAAUAAUCUGAAUGGUUCAAUACCCCCUGAAAUUAUGAAUCUCUCCUCCAUUUCAACAUUCCUCUUUUUAGAUCACAAUGCACUAACCGGUUCUCUUCCAUUAGAAGUCGGGUCUUUGACAAAUCUUGGACACAUGGAUGUAUCCUAUAAUAGAUUAUCAGGACCCAUACCAAACACUCUGAGCAGUUGUUUGAGUCUGGAGUGGCUUUUGUUGGAGACCAAUUCAUUUGAAGGAGAGAUACCUCAAAGUUUGAGCAUGCUGAGGGGCUUAAGAGUAUUGGAUCUUUCAUGCAACAAUUUGUCCGGCGUGAUCCCAAGUUAUCUAGGUGAGCUUCAACUGGAUAUGUUGAAUUUGUCUUUUAAUAUGCUACAUGGACAAGUUCCCAUACAAGGAGUGUUUCGAAAUUCAAGUGCAAUUUCAAUUGUUGGAAAUAAUGAUCUAUGUGGAGGUAUUGCAAAAUUAGACCUUCCUCCCUGUUCAUCCUCCAACUCAAGCAAAAAUAAGCUCUCUCACAGGAUGAAAGUGAUCCUAGUAGUGGUGGUCGGUGUAGCGAUAUUUUUAUCUUUGUUAGGUAGCUUCUUCAUAUUUCUUCAACGACACGUUUCAAAAAAGACCUCUAGCAUGCCAUCAAUCAUGCAUCAAUUUUUGAGGGUUUCUUAUGCAGACCUUCUCAAAGCCACCAAUGGAUUUUCAGAGGCUAAUCUAAUUGGUGUUGGGAGCUAUGCUUCAGUUUACAAAGGGAUUCUUGAUCAAGUUCAAAUGGUUGUGGCGGUGAAAGUGCUCAAUCUUCAUACCAGAGGAGCUUCAUGGCAGAAUGCAAAGUACUAA